Oncorhynchus tshawytscha (Chinook salmon) is the source of this 2390-nucleotide messenger RNA. It is a transcript of the gene lingo1a, whose product is annotated as leucine rich repeat and Ig domain containing 1a. Lineage: Eukaryota; Metazoa; Chordata; Actinopteri; Salmoniformes; Salmonidae. Gene Ontology annotation, cellular component: extracellular matrix. Gene Ontology annotation, molecular function: protein binding. The record is from RefSeq and is a predicted model, not a curated record. The transcript is spliced from 2 exons. The coding region runs from base 476 to 2323 and encodes 615 amino acids.
UUUGUGCCUCCCUCAACUCUGAGGACAAGAAAGCGAACUGCAGCUACAGACGACAGUCACACAAUAUCCAUCUCGAGUCUGACCGUGCAGACUUGCCUCAAGGAGAGAGAACAGUGUUCUUAGGAACGAAUGCGUGGGAGUUGCUCACUUCACUCGCAUCCUUUUCCUAGUGGACGAUUGAAGGCGCAUUGGGAGCCCCUUUCCGACGGAGGGAUAGCGAGCUGGCGGAGAGAGGAACCAGUGCGUCGUCGGUAGACAGAAGAACAAGGCAGUUCCUCCGGACUAUCCAUUUCUAUUAAGUCACAGGCGGUAUCGGAAUCUGGGGGAACCGUGUUUUUUAAAUAUUUUUAUCGUGUCUUUCAAAGCAAUGGACUCGAGAUAGGGGGUCUCAAUUUGCCUCUUUCUUGACAGGGAGUUGCCGUUGGGAGAUAUGCGUAAGGAUGUUUGGAAACAGCAGUAGUAGGUAACCGAUAGGAUGGGGGCCAGGGAAGCGAGUGGGCACAGCUACCUGGUGGCUUGCUGGCAGCCCAUUCUGAUUCUGAUGCUGGGCACCGUACUGUCCGGUUCCACCACAGGUUGCCCGUCCCGCUGCGAGUGCAAUGCCCAGGAGCGCUCAGUCAUAUGCCACCGCAAGAAGCUUAUGUCCGUCCCUGAGGGCAUCCCCACAGAAACGCGGUUGCUGGACCUCAGCAAGAACCGCAUCAAGACCAUCAACAUGGACGAGUUCGCAACCUACCCCAACCUGGAGGAGCUGGAGCUCAACGAAAACACCAUCUCCGCUAUUGAGCCCGGCGCCUUCAACAACCUGUACGGUCUCCGGACAUUGGGGCUGCGCAGCAACAAGCUCAAACUCAUCCAGCUGGGUGUGUUCACGGGCCUCAGCAACCUCACCCAGUUGGACAUCAGUGAGAACAAGAUAGUCAUCCUGCUGGACUAUAUGUUCCAAGACCUGUACAACCUGCGCUCAAUGGAGGUGGGUGACAAUGACUUGGUAUUCAUCUCCCACCGGGCCUUCCAUGGUCUCAGCAGCCUGGAGCAGCUGACUUUGGAGAAGUGCAACCUGACCUCGGUGCCCACCGAGGCCUUCACCCACCUUCACAGUUUGAUCUUUCUCAGGCUGCGCCACCUCAACAUCUAUGUUAUUAAGGAUUACUCCUUCAAAAGACUGUACCGGCUGAAAGUGCUAGAGAUCGCCAACUGGCCCUACCUGGACACCAUGACCUCCAAUUGUCUCUAUGGACUGAACCUCACCUCGCUGACCAUCACCAAUGGCAACCUGACCUCCAUCCCAUACGUGGCUCUCCGGCACUUGGUCUACCUACGGUUUCUGAAUCUGUCCUAUAACCCCAUCCACACCAUUGAGGGGAAUAAGCUCCAUGACCUUCUGAGGCUCCAGGAGUUUCACCUGGUUGGGGGCAGGCUGGCUAUGAUCGAGCCCUACUCGUUCCGGGGCCUAAACUAUCUGAAGAUCUUCAAUGUGUCUGGCAAUGCCUUGAGCACCUUGGAGGAGUCUGCGUUCCACUCGGUAGGGAAUCUGGAGACUCUGGCACUUUACGAUAACCCCUUGGCAUGUGACUGCCGGCUGCUGUGGGUGUUCCGGAGACGCUGGAGGCUCAACUUCAACCGGCAGCAACCCACCUGCGCUUCACCUGAGUUCGUACAGGGAAAAGAGUUUAAAGAUUUCCCGGAUGUCCUGCAGCCCAACUACUUCACGUGUCGCAAGUCCAGGAUCCGGGACCGCAAGGCGCAGCAGAAAUUUGUGGACGAGGGAACUACUGUUCAUUUUGUAUGCCAGGCGGACGGUGAUCCCGCCCCAGUCAUCAUGUGGCUCUCACCCCAGAAGCAGUUCAUCACGACCAAAACCAUCGGACGGCUCACAGUAUUCCCAGAUGGCACCCUUGAGGUGCGCUACGCGCAGAUUCAGGAUAAUGGAACGUAUGUGUGUAUAGCCAGCAACGCCGGUGGCAAUGACACAUCUCUCGCCCACCUGCACGUCCAUAGCUACUCUCCAGACUGGCCUCACCAACCCAACAAGACCUUUGCAUUCAUCUCCAACCAGCCCAAUGAGAAUGGUGGCAAUGGGACGCGAACCAACGUCCCGUUCCCCUUCGACAUCAAGACCUUAAUCAUCGCCACCACUAUGGGUUUCAUAUCUUUCCUUGGUGUCGUCCUGUUUUGUCUGGUGCUACUCUUUCUGUGGAGUAGAGGUAAAGGGGCCACAAAGCACAACAUAGAGAUUGAGUAUGUGCCACGCAAGUCAGACGCUGGGAUGAGCAGCAGCAACGCAGACGCCCCUCGCAAGUUUAACAUGAAAAUGAUUUAACGGGACCUAGGGAGCAAACAGACUCUUAACUUGAAAUUGUAAAAAAAAAAAACGUCAAAUCCUCCCU